Messenger RNA from Arachis stenosperma, 2038 nucleotides. Its product is annotated as protein HOTHEAD-like. The transcript is spliced from 6 exons. Gene Ontology annotation, molecular function: flavin adenine dinucleotide binding; oxidoreductase activity, acting on CH-OH group of donors. Lineage: Eukaryota; Viridiplantae; Streptophyta; Magnoliopsida; Fabales; Fabaceae. Bases 75 to 1874 code for a protein of 599 amino acids. The record is from RefSeq and is a predicted model, not a curated record.
CCAACCAGAGAGAGACACAUAGAGUUUGAAGAAGGAAGCAGAAAGUUGCAUCGAUCUUGAGCUAGAGAGGCUCAAUGGCUUCACUACUACUUAGUGCUUCUGUCAGAUCAUUUUUCCUCUUCUUCUUCUUCCUCCUUCCACUAUGUCUCUUCAACUUUCUACCUCUCUCUCAAGGUAACGAUAAGGAAUGGAACCAUGGAUAUGAAUUCAUAAGGAAGGCGAGCUCAUUCUCAUCGUCACCGUCGGAAUCAAGCAGCAGCAGCAGCAGCAAUGGCUACGAUUACAUAAUAGUGGGGGGAGGAACGGCAGGAUGUCCUCUAGCAGCAACGCUAUCGGAGAAGUUCAGUGUGUUGGUGUUGGAGAGAGGGGGAGUCCCUUUCACGAACCCUAAUGUGUCGUUUCUUGAGAACUUCCACAUCACACUGGCGGACACCUCACCAACCUCAGCAUCCCAAUGCUUCAUCUCAACCGAUGGCGUUCUCAAUUCAAGGGCUAGGAUUCUUGGUGGUGGUUCCUCCAUUAAUGCUGGCUUCUACACUCGAGCCAGUUCAAGAUUCAUAGAGAAGGUGGGGUGGGAUUCUAAGCUGGUAAAUGAAUCAUAUCCAUGGGUUGAGAAGCAGAUUGUUCAUCGUCCAACGUUUUCAGCUUGGCAGAGAGCAGCCAGAGACAGCCUCCUAGAUGUUGGUGUCUCACCUUUCAAUGGAUUCACCUAUGAUCACAAAUAUGGAACCAAGGUUGGUGGCACAAUCUUCGACAGAUUCGGCCGCCGCCACACUGCCGCCGAACUUCUUGCUACCGGCAACCCUGAUAAACUUACUGUUUUGGUAUAUGCCACUGUUCAAAAGAUUGUUUUUGAUACAAGAGGAACAAGGCCUAAGGCUGUGGGGGUUAUUUUCAAGGAUGAAAAGGGGCAACAGCAUCAUGCAAUUCUAAACAAUGAUGGGCAGAGUGAAGUGAUUGUGUCUAGUGGUGCAAUUGGGACUCCUCAAAUGCUAUUGCUCAGUGGAAUUGGCCCAAAAGAAGAUCUUCAGAAGUUGAACAUCCCUGUUGUUCUUGACAACCAUUUUGUUGGGAAGGGCAUGGCUGAUAACCCUAUGAACACAAUCUUUGUCCCUACUAAGAGACCAGUUAAACAAUCACUCAUUGAAACUGUUGGUAUCACCAAUUUGGGUGUCUACAUUGAAACUAGCUGUGGUUUUGGCCAAUCCAAUGACAGCAUUCACUGCCAUCAUGGCAUUGUCUCAGCGGAGAUUGGGCAACUCUCCACAAUUCCCCCCAAACAAAGAUCAAUAGAAGCUGUUCAAGCUUACUUGAAGAGCAAGAAAGAUAUACCAGUUGAGGCAUUCAGGGGAGGUUUCAUUUUGUCAAAAGUUGCGAAUCCUUGGUCAACAGGAGAGCUCAAGUUAGUUAACACCAAUGUGGAGGACAACCCUUCUGUGACCUUCAACUACUUCAGCCACCCAUAUGAUGUUCAUCGCUGCGUCGAGGGGAUUCGCUUGGCAACCAAGGUUGUCCAAUCUCAGCACUUCACAAACUUUACCAUGUGUGAUAGACAGACAACAGAGAAACUGCUUAACCUCACCGUGAAGGCUAAUGUCAACCUCAUUCCAAAGCAUGUCAAUGACACACAGUCACUAGAGCAGUUUUGUAGAGACACUGUGAUCACAAUUUGGCACUACCAUGGUGGCUGCCAUGUAGGGAAGGUAGUCAAUCCUGAUUAUAAGGUUCUUGGUGUUGAUAGACUCCGCGUCGUCGACGGCUCAGUAUUUCCAGAGUCACCAGGAACUAACCCUCAAGCUACUGUGAUGAUGAUGGGAAGGUACAUGGGACUGAAGAUUUUACAAGACAGGUUGGGGAAAUUUGAUGGUAUAUAAGUGUGUGCAUGUAUGUGAAGAUUGUGUCUAUUAAAGUGAGAAAAAGAAAAUUGUGUCAUAUGAAGAUAAGAAGAGAAGUAUUAGUUUUAGGACUGGAAAUUAAUGUAUUUUGCUUGUAAUUGACCAAUUGUCAGUGAAGAGUGAUUGUUAAAUAAUCAACGAAG